AGGUGCAGUUGGAAAUCUGGCACUGCAGUGGCUGCUAGCCGCCUUAAUGACUACAAAACAAUGCAUUGUGGGAAACAGUGCCCUGGCAGUUCUUGUACUUUGACGUGAUGCUGAUCAGAAAUGACUGGAACUAAAUGAAGGAAAUCUGCUUAUUUUGUAACUCUUUCAGGAAAUACUGAAUCACUGAUGUAAAAAAGAAAAAGAUUUUAAAUUGUCUGUGGUUUGAUGUGUCAGAGAUUCCUAACUUCCUACAGUCAAAGUGAAAUCUGUACAACAAAGGAGGCCUUCAGCUCUGCUCUGUUUGAUUGGAUAGCUCAAGUUAAAAAAUAAAAACAAAAAAGAAGUUAUUUUGCAGUUGCAGUCCCUUUUAGAUUCAAUUUUAUUUAAGUUUCAGUCUGGUUUUUUAUCACAGCACAGAAUCCGCCCUGCUAAAGGUGUACAAUGUUACAGCUGCUGAUGCCUAACAGCUUGUUGUUAGGACUCCUGGGUUUUCUUUGACAGCUGUUUUAAAUUGGACAGACACAUUGAGAAUGUUAUGCUGAUAAAUGAGCUCUUAUCACCUGUGCCUUUUGGCUAAAGCCUAAUCCUAAAGCUAAAACCUCCCUGAGUCGCAGUCGUCUUGAAACAGCCACGCCCUGAUCACCUCUCACAUAGAUUAUUGUAACUCUCUGUACUUUGGUGUCACUCAGCCAUCAGCUAUGCUUUUGUAAUUUUAUGUUCCUUUAAAAUUUGUUCUUAAUUUGAAUUGUACAUUUUGUUUCUCUUUCUUUUAUAGCAAGAGAUUUUAUUGUCCUGAAGCAGUUGCUGCGUGGCAUUGAAAAAAAAAACAAAUAUCACCAAUAUUUGAAAUUUCCACAUUUAUAGGAUAAUUCUAAAAGAUCAGACCUACAGUGUGAACCAAGAGGAAACCUUCACAGCAGCUGUCUGAAGAACCAACCAUUCCAUCAAGAGUUGCCUCCUGUGUUGUUGUGAUGUUCGCUGCCGUCUCUCCGGUGAAGAUGUGGUUUGGCUGCAUUCCUGUCAUGUUUGCUAGUUCCUGUCUGCUAAAAACGCAGAGAACAACAGAGUACAGAUUUAAAGCCGAUCCAUCUUGAAACCUGGAAGUCUUCUGUUCACAUAAGUUUCUGGACAGCUGGCUGAAGAAAACUAAACCUGUUACCCAAUCAGACGAAGGAUCAGCUCACACUGGUAGAAAUAAACAUCUGCUCAGCUGUGAGGACGGCUGUCAGAGAUCAGUGAACAUGACGGUGAUGAUGAAGGUCUUUCAGGUUCUGCUGCUCCUGAACUUUGUUUGGACUUUAACCAGAGGAGACAUAGAUGUUUCCUGUCAGUUUGGAGAGACCUGCGUCUUUCCCUGCAGAUUCUCACCAGGACACCAUAUUUUAAUCCACUGGCAUCUAAAUCUGACAGUUCAAGUCCACUCCUUUUUUGACGAUCAGGAUCAACUGGGACAGCAGGACCAGCAGUUUAAGGGCAGAACGUCUCUGUUCUUGGAUCAGAUCUUAGAGGGAAACGCCUCCCUGCUGCUGACUGGAGUGAAGGUUAAAGAUGAAGGCAGAUAUCAGUGUUACACCAGCACCAUGGAAGAAGAUGCAACAAAAAGCUAUGUCAAUGUGAAACUUACAGCUCCACUUCAGAAGAUCAACAUGACACAGACUAAGAAUCUGAUCAUCUGCAGCUCAGAUGAGAUCUAUCCUAAACCGCAUCUCAGCUGGUCCAUCAGUCCUCCAUCCAGCAGAACCUUCCAGAACAAAACCACAGUCCAGAAGACUGAAAAACAUCUUUACAACAUCAGCAGCUCUCUGACUCUAUCAGAUAGUGAAGAAGAUCUGGACCACAUCUGCACCAUCAGCACUCCAUCCAAACAGAGGAGAGCUUCAUGGAGGAGAAGACAUUCAGUGACGAUCAUCUCUGGAGAAGCAACCAUCUCCUGCUCUGCCUUAGACUCCUCCCUCAAAGGCCUCAGUCUGGUUUGGAGGUUCAAUCAGAGAGAGAAAAUAGUGACCAAGAACGAGGAUGAUGAGCACAGAGUGUCAGAGGAGUGGAAGCAGCAUGUGAAGGAUGUCUCAGAGUCAGGCAGACUCACACUGCAGCACUUAUCUGCAGAUCAUGAGGGAACAUACACAUGUGAAGUCAGCAAUGAUGGAGACACCAGCAUGGCUCAAAUCUCUCUGAGAUUAGCUGAAGGAAAAGACAAUUCUCAUGGUGGCAUAGUGGCUGCAAUUGUGAUCUUACCUAUAAUCGGCCUGGUCAUCUACUGCAUAGGAACAAAAUUAAAGCGUGUAGACCAUAAAAUCCCGGAAACACAGAGUCAGUCCCCUUCAGUGAAGAUCAUCUCUGGAGAAGCAACCAUCUCCUGCUCUUCCUUAGACUCCUCCCUCAAAGGCCUCUGUCUGGUUUGGAGGUUCAAUCAGAGCGAGAUAAUAGUGACCAAGAACGAGGAUGAUGAGCACAGAGUGUCAGAGGAGUGGAAGCAGCAUGUGAAGGAUGUCUCAGAGUCAGGCAGACUCACACUGCAGCACUUAUCUGCAGAUCAUGAGGGAACAUACACAUGUGAAGUCAGCAGUGAUGGAGACACCAGCAUGGCUCAAAUCUCUCUGAGAUUAGCUGAAGGAAAAGUUGUGGAGAAGUAG
This is a messenger RNA of Oryzias melastigma (Indian medaka), 2633 nucleotides long. Its product is annotated as HERV-H LTR-associating protein 2. The record is from RefSeq and is a predicted model, not a curated record. Bases 1242 to 2633 code for a protein of 463 amino acids. The transcript has 8 exons. Lineage: Eukaryota; Metazoa; Chordata; Actinopteri; Beloniformes; Adrianichthyidae. Gene Ontology annotation, biological process: cellular response to lipopolysaccharide; T cell costimulation; positive regulation of T cell proliferation. Gene Ontology annotation, cellular component: external side of plasma membrane.